This is a messenger RNA of Phacochoerus africanus (Common warthog), 2795 nucleotides long. It is a transcript of the gene SETD3, whose product is annotated as SET domain containing 3, actin histidine methyltransferase. The record is from RefSeq and is a predicted model, not a curated record. Lineage: Eukaryota; Metazoa; Chordata; Mammalia; Artiodactyla; Suidae. Bases 136 to 1923 code for a protein of 595 amino acids. The transcript is spliced from 13 exons. Gene Ontology annotation, molecular function: protein binding; transcription coactivator activity; protein-L-histidine N-tele-methyltransferase activity. Gene Ontology annotation, biological process: actin modification; peptidyl-lysine dimethylation; peptidyl-lysine monomethylation.
GCCGUCCCGCCCCUCCCGUCCGGCCGCCGCCGCCGCCGCCGCCACCGCCGCCGCCUGGGGCUUGGUUGAGGCGGACGGUGGGUCCCGGCCGGAGUGUGGCGCCGCUGCGCGAAGGGGCAAGCGGGCAGUCAGAAAAUGGGUAAGAAGAGUCGAGUAAAAACGCAGAAGUCAGGCACUGGUGCUGCAGCAAGCGUGUCGCCGAAGGAAACCUUGAACUUGACCAUUGAGCUCUUGCAGAAAUGCAGCAGCCCUGCUCCCGGCCCGGGGAAGGAGUGGGAGGAGUACGUGCAGAUCCGCUCUCUGGUCGAGAAAAUACGGAAAAAACAAAAAGGUCUGUCUGUCACUUUUGAUGGAAAAAGAGAAGAUUACUUUCCUGACCUAAUGAAAUGGGCCUCUGACAAUGGAGCCUCUGUCGAGGGCUUCGAGAUGGUGAACUUCAAAGAAGAGGGCUUCGGUUUGAGGGCAACAAGGGACAUCAAGGCAGAAGAAUUAUUUUUGUGGGUUCCACGAAAAUUGCUAAUGACUGUUGAAUCUGCUAAAAAUUCAGUGUUGGGGCCCUUGUACGCGCAAGACCGAAUUCUUCAAGCCAUGGGCAACAUCACACUGGCCUUCCAUCUGCUGUGCGAGCGCGCCGACCCCAACUCCUUCUGGCAGCCCUACAUCCAGACCCUCCCCAGCGAGUACGAUACCCCCCUCUACUUCGAGGAGGACGAGGUUCGCUACCUGCAGUCCACGCAGGCCAUCCACGACGUCUUCAGCCAGUACAAGAACACGGCGCGGCAGUACGCCUAUUUCUAUAAAGUCAUCCAGACCCAUCCGCAGGCCCACAAACUGCCCUUGAAGGAAUCCUUCACUUACGAGGAUUACAGGUGGGCCGUCUCCUCUGUGAUGACCCGACAAAACCAGAUCCCCACGGAGGAUGGUUCCCGGGUGACCCUGGCACUGAUCCCCCUGUGGGACAUGUGCAAUCACACCAACGGCCUGAUCACCACCGGCUACAACCUGGAGGACGACCGCUGCGAGUGUGUGGCGCUGCGGGACUUCCGGGCCGGAGAGCAGAUUUACAUUUUUUAUGGCACUCGGUCAAAUGCAGAGUUUGUGAUCCACAGUGGUUUUUUCUUUGACAAUAAUUCACACGACAGAGUGAAAAUAAAACUUGGAGUGAGUAAAAGUGACAGGCUCUACGCUAUGAAGGCCGAGGUCCUGGCUCGCGCUGGCAUCCCCACCUCCAGCGUCUUUGCGUUGCAUUUUACCGAGCCACCCGUCUCUGCCCAGCUGCUGGCUUUCCUCCGAGUUUUCUGCAUGACCGAAGGAGAACUGAAGGAGCAUUUGCUGGGAGAGAACGCUAUCGAUAGAAUCUUCACCUUGGGGAACUCUGAGUAUCCUGUUAGCUGGGACAACGAGGUCAAACUGUGGACAUUUCUUGAAGACCGAGCCUCACUUCUUUUAAAAACAUAUAAAACAACCAUUGAGGAAGACAAGACCUUCCUAAAGAACCACGGCCUUUCUGUUCGGGCCACCAUGGCCGUCAAGCUGCGCUUGGGGGAGAAGGAGAUUUUGGAAAAAGCCGUUGAGAGCGCCGCGGCGAACCGGGAGUUCUACCGCCGGCAGCUAGAGACGCGGGCCCCGCUCCCCAGGUACGAGGAGGGGAGCCCAGGGCUGCUGGAGGGCUCGGCGGACUCGCGGCUGCCCCUGGGCCUCAGGAACCUGGACGAGGAGGCCGGCGCGCAGGAGGCCCUGACGCUCCCCGAGGCCGUCCGCAGGGCGCGGGCCGCCGAGCGCGGGCUCCUGAACGGCGAGAACUCUCUCCCCAACGGGACCGGGGCGGAAAAGGGAAGUUCAGAUGGAGAGGAAAGUCCAAGAGCGCCUGGAGCCGCCAAAGAGUCUUCCGACGGCAGCGAGGGGCUCGGCCGGGGGCGCUGAGAGCCGCCCGGCGCGGUUUAGCGCGCUCCGCGGACGGUCUGCCUGCAUCGCUGUGCCCCUUGUUCACGUUGUUCUUCCCGCAGAGAGGAAAGUAUGUUUUUGCUGCUUUAUAUAAACAUGAUUUUUUUAAGUUAUUUAAAAAGUCUAGCUGCCCUGUCCGAUUAAGAUUUGCCAUCUUGCUCCGAGGCCAGACGAGCAGGUUCCCCAGCAGAGCCCGGGGGCCGCGGUGCCCUGGGACCCGGCGCAGACCCCGCUCAGCUCCUCCGGCGGCAGCGGGGUCCCACCGGCUGUUGUCCUGCCACCGGAAUCAAAGCCGGCCCUGCCUCCUGCCCACUCGGCUCCGGGGUGGCGCCAGCUCCGGGUUUUCGGCGCUGAGGUGUGGCUGCUGGUUGUGGAGACGGGCUAGUGGUUAGGAAACUUGAGGGUCUGGGCGGGAAAAAAAAAAAAAAUUUUUUUUUUCCCCUAAAAAAGUAACACCCCAGUACCAAGAGGAGAGGUUAGGUGGCAACCUUAUUUUUAAUAGUUUUCAAUGUUGAUGAUAAUUACAUAAACACACACACACACAUCUAGUGAUUUCUGAAGAUUUGUUUACUUCCUGCGUUCUGUUUGACUGUAUGAAGAACUCGUCCUUCCUCCCUGAAUCAGAGUAGGACAUGCAUCCUCCGCCUAAUUUUAAAUGUUGGCUCUGACUUUAAAGCGGUGCACCUGCCCCUCCAGCCCUGGCCGCGGAGAGCUCACCAGCCCGCGAGCGCGCCGUGGCCGUGUUCAGGGCCCGGGGGCUUCUGGCUUCUCUGGUUGUCACAACAAGCUAGAGAUUUUCAAAGCUACACUUUUGAGUAAAAAGCCUUAUUAAAAGGAAAACAUGGUUAAUA